AUGUCUUGGACUAAACCUAGAAUACUAGAGUGGCUAACGAGCAAAAAUAUUUCAUUCGAAGCAACAAUGGUUAAAGCUACUCUUAUAGACAUUGUACGGCAGCACAAGCAAGAACAUUGCGAUAAGUAUGUUGUGGACGAGAUGGCAGCGCAGCAUGGGAUAAUUGUUUUACGUCUGCCCCCAUACCACUGUGAGCUCAAUCCCAUUGAGUUGGUAUGGGCGCAGGCUAAAGGAUAUGUUGCAAGAAAUAACAAAACCUUCAAAAUGACAGAAGUAAAAAAACUUUUUGAAGAAGGACUUCAACAUAUCACACCUGAAAAAUGGAAUAGCUGCGUGUCUCAUAUAAUUAAAAAAGAAGACAAAAUGUAUGGUCUCGACCACAUGAUUGACAAUGUUACUGACAGAUUUUUAAUUAAUGUCACCGAAAGCGAUAGUGAUGAUUUUUUAUCUGAUAAUGAAUAA
Molecule: messenger RNA, 462 nt
Organism: Parnassius mnemosyne (clouded apollo)
Lineage: Eukaryota; Metazoa; Arthropoda; Insecta; Lepidoptera; Papilionidae
Source: the annotation of a GenBank genome assembly